Molecule: messenger RNA, 4410 nt
Organism: Gigantopelta aegis
Lineage: Eukaryota; Metazoa; Mollusca; Gastropoda; Neomphalida; Peltospiridae
Exons: 8
Coding region: 402-3596 (1064 amino acids)
Biological process (GO): protein ubiquitination; Notch signaling pathway
Source: RefSeq, a predicted model, not a curated record
UUCCACUUUCUUCAGUUAAUAUUUUCAGUUAGGGUUGAAGUAGUGAUAUUGCUGGGUCAUAUUUUGGUUAAUAUAUUGAAUAUAGUGUUUUUAACGACAUACGUUAACAUUGUUGCCUAUGGGAUUUUAUUUGGUAUAGUAUAACCGGAUAUAUACCGAAUAAUCCCGAGGUGUUCCGAAUGUUGUUUAGCCAAAAACUGGUCCGCUCUGUUCCAAAUUGUAAGGACAGAUAACUCUUUUGCAUUUUUGUGUGCUUUGAGGAAGUUGUAAAUCUUGGCUUUGUGUCAAACAGUUGUAAGUGGUUUCGAUUCUACGAAUCUAAGCAAGUUGCGUCUUGUAAACUACAAACCGCGAAAUAAUUAUGCACACCAUACUGACAAUUUAAGAUAUUGUACAGCAAUAUGGCUGGCAUUCGAGUUGGUAACAUUCCACCCACAUUGAGUGUGCAGACUUUGCAGUCCUAUUUUGAGUCGGUCAUUGAAAGCAGAAUUGACAAGAUCUACUAUCCACUGUUGAACAAUGAUGCCGUGAUAAUGUUUAAAGAUAAACUUGCUGUGGCAAAGAUCUUAAGCAGGAAGGAAAUAUCUAGUGGCACUGUAAGAUUUGACGUGAAGCCGUUACCUCAUCAGAUAUUUGAAUCAAAUACAGUAUUGCUUGAGGACAAUGUUGCAUCUCUGGUUUUAGCCACCAAUGAAUAUAGAGAUACCCUUCUUGAAAAUGGAGUUAAAAUCAUUCCAACAAAGUCUCAUGCAUUGACAUUCAAAGGCAAUUGGUAUGAAUUGGAAUGGGCUUGGAAUUUCUUGCAUGUAAUCUUAGAUCGUCAAUACCACAUACAAGACAAUUUAGUACAGCAUCAGCAUGCUACUUCUACUUCUGGUACAAACUUGGUUAAUGGUGUGGCAGAUGUGCAAAGUAGCUCUUUAAUCAGAAGACCGACACUAGACCCAGUGUCUACAAACGAAGUGGAUGUUCCGGUGUCUUCUUCCAUGAGAAACCAAGCUUCUGUUGCCAGUCGGGUUGCUGAGAGCAGAAGCAGGACACUGAGGACUGGUGUACGGUCCGCUAGGGAUUCCACUCCUUCCAGAAAGAGUGGGCCAAAUUCUCCUCAAGAUUCAAGUUCGUCUAGAAGUCCUACCAGCACUCAAGGUGCUGUUGGUGGCGUUGGUGAAGAUAUUUCCGGGAGGAAUUCCAGUCAUGAUACUCAGAAAGCUGGUUUGGAUUCUGAAGGUUCUUUAAGAACAUUAAAUGGUUUAGGACUAGGGAGUCACAAUCACUCAGACAUUUUAACUAAUCAUUGUGGAAGACAUGAUCCUGACAGUGAUUCAGAGACAAGUCAGCAAUUGUCCACUUCUGUUGGACACAGUUUUUCUGGUGAUCCGAGGGAAAGAGUGGCAGAGGAAACUAGAGACAGGAAGACAGCUGUCAGAUUGUCUCGCUCUGAAGAUGCUGAUCACACUUUUGAAAACUUUGCUAGUUUAAGAUCCCACAAUAACAAAGAAUUACAAGAGUAUAUGAAAACUGAAGCCACUGUUGGAAGUGGUGGCAGGUUCUCUGACAAUCAUGUUAACACUGCUAGGAGACAUACAAGCCCAGUCACUGAUGUGGAUAUUGGCAACUCUCAUACCAGACAUGAAUCUAGGUCCAGUACUGGCACUGAAUUUAAAGAAACUGCUUCACCAUCAAUAAACAAAGGAAAAAAGUUACAACAUUCAACAAGCUUAACAGAAUUCGAUUUCACACUGCUGAAUGGAGUUAAAGUCUCUGUUUAUUACGAAAGCAUCAUCAAAGCCAAGGUUGAGUGUAUUGUCAAUGCUGCAAACAGUGACCUGGCUAAUAUAUCCGGAGUUGCACGAGCUAUUGAAAAAGCUGCUGGGCCAAACCUGAAGAAAGAGUGUGAAGAUUAUGUAGACAUAUAUGGUACACUUCCGGUGGCUGGUGUCAUGCAUACAAAGACUGUGGGCAAACUCAGUCACUUGAAAUGUGUCAUUCAUACAGUGGGGCCCAUAUAUUCAAAGGGAAAACAUGAAUCUUGUGUUCAGCUGCUGACAAGGACAUUUUACAAUUGUUUGAAAUAUGCAGAUGAAAACACAAUGGUGAAAUCACUGGCAUUUCCUUUCAUCAGUACAGGAAUGUUUGGAGUUCCGUUGGAAUGCUGUGUGGAAGCAUUUCUGGAUGCUCUCGUCCUGUUUACCUCUGAAAGAGGAAAGUUACUCUUUCUGAAAAACAUCCACUUCGUCAACACUGAUGCAGACAGCGUGUGCAUGGCCAUUGUUAUGUUGCAGCAGCACCUGGAAAAAACAUUUGACUUUCUGAUUAAAGAAGCUUUACGUAAAAAAGAAAGUCUACUGAACUCAAGGACAUCACGGUUGCUGGAAUUAAGUUCUGAUAAGAAAUCCAGAGAAGAUAAAAAUUAUGGAUCUCCAAGACAACGUUCAUCAUCACUGUCUCGAAUGGACAGACUUAGAAACACUGAUGACUUCGAGGAUCACACAGCAAACAGACGCACAAUGCACGGUGCCUCCUUACAUGGAGCACACUUCAGUACUUCAAGUAAAUCGGAGAAAGAUUCCCACACAAGUGCAGCUACCUCUUCAGCAUAUCAACAGACACGUCCUCGUUCGGGAUCGUUAGACGUGAGGACCCGGCUACAAAACACAAAGACUACAAAUAGUACCAGUCAGUCGAGACCAUCUACAAGCUCGGGGGUUAGCAGAUCGAGAUACGACUCCAGUCAGGUGGACAUUACAAAAACGAUGCCAAAUGUGGGUAAUUAUAGGCCUAGCCUGCCAGGAGGGUUACUGGGAGAUAAAAAACUAAUGAAAACGAUGUCUUCAGCAUCCACUUCGCAUAGCCCAAAGUCACAGCAGAAACCGGUCAAAGCAACAUAUGAGCUUAAACAAGCAUUUGCUGUUAACAGCCAUCACAGUGAUGACAGAGUCGGAAGAGCUUCAGAAUAUGAGAGGGAAGUGAUAUACGAUUUCAAAUGUUCUGAAGAAAUGUUUUCAAGUCUUCCGAUCAAUUUGCCAAGCCAGCAUGUUGACGACAACUGCUCCAUCUGUUUGGAUCCAAUCAAAGACUCAAAGACCCUCAACCUAUGUGGCCAUGUGUUUUGUAGACGUUGUAUUGACGAUGCAUUCAGACACAAGCCUGUCUGCCCCCAGUGUGGGAAACUGUACGGCAAAUUAAAAGGGGACCAGCCCACCUCGGGAAAGAUGAGUUUUGAAGUUAAACGUGAAAUCCGUAUUCCUGGGUACGAGUCUGCUGCCGGUGCCAUAGAAAUUACUUAUGAGUUUUCAUCAGGAAAACAAGAGGCCCACCAUCCAAACCCUGGUAAAAAGUACUCUGGAAUUCACAGACAGGCCUACCUGCCCAAUAACGAGGAGGGUCGUGAGGUGUUGUCACUGUUAAAGAAGGCUUUUGAUGCUGGUUUGAUCUUCACGAUCGGCGAGUCGAGGACAACCGGGGCCGAGGAUGUAUUGACGUGGAACGAUAUUCACCACAAAACAAGAGUGCAUUCAUCAGACUUUGGAUACCCCGACCCAGGUUAUCUGAAAAGAGUGAAGGAGGAAUUGGCAGCAAAGGGAAUAGUGAGCUGAUCCAAUUUGUUUAAAAGGAGUGAAAGAAGAAGUGAAAGAAGAAGGAAUCACAAGCAACACAUUACAUAACAUUACAACAAAGUCUAUUUUUCAAUAUUAUUGUUGUCUUGGUGAUUUUAAUAAGUUUGUUUGGCCAUUGUUUGGCAAACUUUCAGAUUUAAAAAUAUUUUUUUUUAAAGUCAUAUUAUUUAAUACAUCUCAUUUAAUUUGUGUUAAUUUUUCAUUUUAUACUAUAAUAAAAAUGUAACUAUUAUUGACUAUCAGUUUUAAAAUGUGUAUAUAUAUACAGACCUAAUAUAAGAUGUGAUGUCAAACAACAGACCAAAUUCUGUUUACGGACAACAUUUUUUUAUUUACUGUAUAUAAAUAGAGAUUAUUAUACAAGCUUGUGUGUCAUACUGAUUUUACGAAACAAGUGUAAAGAUUCUUGUAAUACAUGAAUCCUGACACUUGUUUCGUAAAAUAAGUAUGAUUCACACUCGAGUGUAAGUAAUUUCUAUAGUAUCCAUUUUAUUAUUUUUAUGAAUAUUACCCAUUUCACAUCAGAAGAGAGGGGAAAGAUUUAGCUCAGUCGAUAAUUCUUCUUUUGUUUUAAAUCCCACUGCAGUCUUUCCUUUCUGUCAUUUGAAUUCCAUCUUAUUUCUUCCCGAUCUGGCAGCUCCUAUUUUUUAACUUCUUUUGCCGUCUACCUCCACAUGCCAGUCCUUGUCUCUCCAACCGCAUCAGAUGCUUGUCUCUUGUGGCUAUCCCAGGCCAUCGGUCUACAGGCUGGUAGGUACUGGGUUCGGAUCCCAGUCGAGGCAUGGGAUUUUUA